AUACCACGUAUGAGGAUGAUACAGGAUGAUACAGAAGGAUAUAGAAUAAUAUUACAGUGAAGUGAAUGUUAAAAUUUUAUAGACAAAAGUGUUUAGUAUUAAUGUAUUUGUUGGUUUCGUUCAAAUAAUUUGUUCAAUUACAAAUUCAAUUUGUUAAAUAUUUUUUCAAUAUUUCAACAGAUUUAAUUAAUAAAAAGCAUUGUAUAUAUAAAUUACGUUUCACGUAGCUCUCUAAUUGUUGUACUAUUAAAAAGAUACAUUCUAAAAAGAGUGAUAUAAUAUUAAUUGAUAUAUUAUUUUCUAAGAAAACGAUACAUACAAGAUGAUUGUGUCUAUAGAACAAAGGCUUUUUUUAUUAAGUUUUUGUUUUAUAUUAAUGCAUACAAGUGCAGCACUUAACAAAUAUUCUGCCAAAGCUAAUGAACCUAAAGUUGAAGAUAUUUUAGAAUUUCCAACGUCAUUAAGAGAAUUAGAUAAACCAUUUCGAAUGUCAAAAUUAAAUAUAAUAUGGGUCAAAGCAAAAAAUCGUUUAACAGAUCCUAAAUUGCAAUCGUUGUUUAGCGAUUUAAAAAUCCAUGAUAAAGAAGAAAUAGCAUAUAAACAUUAUAAGGCUGAUGGAAAGGAUCCAGAUGGUUUGGAAGGAGCUACAUUGAGAAAGAAAUUAAUUGGAAUUAUGAGUACAUAUGGUUUGUUAGAAUAUUUUUCUGAUACAGAAGAUCCAAUGUUACUUAAGAGACAUAAAGCCCUUAAUGAUGGUAGCAAUUAUGUUGCCAAGGAUGUGUUUAAAGAUUCUAGAUUAAAUAAACUUUGGGCUAAAGCUGAAUUAGCAGGCUUUACUCAUGAAGAACUUAAUGCAUUAAAGGAAGAAUUUGAACAUCAUCAAGAUAAAGUAGAAGAAUAUAUGAGCUUAUUAAAAGAUAUAGAAGCUGGAGAUUCUGAAAUGCACGAAAAUAGUUUAUUUGACAAGCCAGACAGUUGGAAUGUGUUAGAAGAGGAAGAACAAUUAUCAAAUAAUAAUGUACCUGGAAAAAAGUUGGAUUAUUUAGGAAAAGCGAAUUUACUUAAAGAAAAACAUUUGGAGCUUAGAAAUGGGUAUGAUCGUUUAGAUAGGCUAACAGCUAAAGGGCCUAAUCAUAAAGAAUUUAUUGAACCAAAAGUACAAGGACUUUGGAGAGUUGCAUUAGAAGCCAAAUUUUCACCCGAUGAACUUGCUUCUCUUAAGGAAGAACUUUUACAUUACGAGUCACGAUUACUCAAGUUAAGACAUCUUCAUACAGAAGCAGCUUUGGAAGCUGCACGCAAAGGAAAAUCUUACGAUUUGGAUAAUUCUACCUCGCAACAACAUAUAAAGAAACAUGCUAGAACAGUUCAAAAGCUUCAUACAGAACUUGAGACAAGAAUCAUGCAAAAACAUACAGAGUUAUAAUUUUUAUGAGAUCUUUAAAUAAUUUCUACAAUAUUUCCUUUAAUAAUUAUUUGAAUAAAUAUCAAUAAAAAUAUAGGUAUA
Molecule: messenger RNA, 1507 nt
Organism: Polistes canadensis
Lineage: Eukaryota; Metazoa; Arthropoda; Insecta; Hymenoptera; Vespidae
Product: alpha-2-macroglobulin receptor-associated protein
Exons: 7
Coding region: 323-1426 (367 amino acids)
Biological process (GO): regulation of receptor-mediated endocytosis
Cellular component (GO): endoplasmic reticulum; endomembrane system
Molecular function (GO): low-density lipoprotein particle receptor binding; heparin binding; receptor antagonist activity
Source: RefSeq, a predicted model, not a curated record